Messenger RNA from Branchiostoma belcheri (Belcher's lancelet), 1548 nucleotides. RefSeq lists its product as uncharacterized. The transcript is spliced from 2 exons. NCBI's taxonomy places the organism in Eukaryota, Metazoa, Chordata, Leptocardii, Amphioxiformes, Branchiostomatidae. Bases 97 to 1548 code for a protein of 483 amino acids. The record is from RefSeq and is a predicted model, not a curated record.
AUUACAGCCGACACUGGGAGUCACCACGGGUUGGCUGUGGCAGGGCGGAACUCCUGAACUGCAGACGUGCUUUUGCGUGAUCCCGGAUCAGCCACCAUGCAAUUGUUCGCGUACGCAAGCUCUGUCUUUGUUGUCAUUUCGUGGACGAGUUUAGAGCAAUUGUUGGGAGCAACUGCAGCACCUACAGGAAGCCCACGAUAUACGCACGGCAUCCAGCCAUUCUCAGGUCAACCAUCCCCAACGGAUGCAGCCAUCCAGGGCGAAACAAACAUCGCUUCUUCGUGGCAAUCCUUCAUCGGAGACCCACUCACCAAUGACCUCGAUGGCACAACUACUGCAACAACUCAUGCAAACCUAGAGGCAGAUGCCACAGACAAGGUACAACUGGAAAUGGAAGAAACUGUAACGAUAGAACCGACAGGACUGCCUGACGAUGCCAACAUGGAAGGCGAUGGUCCUGAAGAUGCCAUCCUUCCAACUGAUGCUUGGACGAAGGCCACGGUCAAGAGCAACGAAGAAGCAACAGAAGAGUUUGGUUUCUCAAAGAAGGCUAUGUCGAUCUCUGAUGCUGAAGACUCUCUUGGGAGCAAGACUACGCAUAUGUCAUCUCCCAAAAGGUCGUGGAGCAACAAUGUCACAAGUCCUGGCUUAAUGAUAAUUGGCAGCUCAAUGCAGGAGGCGGCAAGGGGCUCAGAGUUAGAUACUACUAAUGGACCUAAAUUGAUUCCAAAAUUACUCAUCAUGCGAAGCACUUUGCAACCCUCUGUCGAUACAAAUUUCACCGCGGAUGACGCCAAUACACACGUUUCAUCCGAACCCACAAAAGCGGCAAAGGAUUCGACAAAUAUUCCUCGUCCUGUCGAAGAGAAUCCUACAGAUAUUACUGAAAACACGCAGGAAUAUCACAGGUUGGAGUCGUCGCUGUCUGAAAGAGCUUCAAGGUCGAACAUCAGCGCCGCCGCCGUUGACAUUGAGGAGGGGAGUAGAUUGCUGGACUUCAUUAACGUAACCGAAGCAGUAAGCCUUCCCCAAAUGUCAGGACUUUCAUCCGGCGCGGGGGAGAAUGAUCACAGCACUUACACGAGUCACGGGUCAAUGUGUAAAUCUUCUUCUACUGCCGCGUGUCAGAACAACGGCACGUGUACCACAGGGAACGGCGGGCUCGCCUGCACUUGCACGGCGUUGUACAGGGGGCGCUUCUGUCAGGAAUCAAAACUGAAGCUGGCAGUCGGAGAAACAAUCGGCACGUCCGCAACCGUUCACUGGUCGACGGUAGACGUCAACGACACCGUUGUAACGUCGCUGUAUUUCUCUGAUGGCUCUAGGUGGGACCACAUAAGCACCAGCACCCGCAACAGCUUCACAUUUAAUGGUUUGCAACCACGCCAACAUUACAACCAAGGAGUGCAGUCUUUAUUUCUCUGCACCCAUCUUUCAGAUGAAACGCAAGCGUUGUAUGUCUCUCCAGAGAAAAGACCCUUGAAGACAUAUUCGCCGGAUUUCUUGGUGAGACUGACUUCCGUGCUGAACUUUGAGGAUUCGACGUAG